Molecule: messenger RNA, 324 nt
Organism: Macrosiphum euphorbiae (potato aphid)
Lineage: Eukaryota; Metazoa; Arthropoda; Insecta; Hemiptera; Aphididae
Source: the annotation of a GenBank genome assembly
AUGUCAUAUCAAAAACAAUCAAAUCUAAGUAGUCGAACAAAACGAAGAAGAGUAGAAGAUGAGUUACGGAAUAUUAAUAUCAGUGAAGAUGUCAUGGUGGUUAAUUAUGAUAUUCCUUCUUUAAUUGUACCUAAUAAAAGUGGAUCACAAUCUAAAAGUAUAGUUGAAAUUGAUCUGCCAACAAAUCCAAAUGAAAAUAAUACUUUUACAAAUUUAAAUUUAAACCAAAAUCAACUACAAGAUAUUACUGAACUAACUGAUCAUCCAAUUUAUGACUCGGCUGAUGAUGAAAUAAAGUAUUUAUCGAGGGGUAAACCACUAUAA